Hypoxylon fragiforme is the source of this 2253-nucleotide messenger RNA. RefSeq lists its product as uncharacterized. Gene Ontology annotation, biological process: transmembrane transport. The transcript is spliced from 2 exons. NCBI's taxonomy places the organism in Eukaryota, Fungi, Ascomycota, Sordariomycetes, Xylariales, Hypoxylaceae. The record is from RefSeq and is a predicted model, not a curated record. The coding region runs from base 1 to 2253 and encodes 750 amino acids.
AUGAGAGGACGCGUCGGUUUGUUCGCGCUUCUUGCUAAAUGCGUGUCGGGAGCUUACGUGCAGUGGAAAGACUGCGAUGAUUACACCCCUGGCCUUCAUGGCAUCACCGAAGAAGCAAGUCUAUCGUCCAGUCUGGUGCAUAUCAACGGGACACAUGACCGCUUUUCUUUCACUAUUAGCCGCUUGCUUGAGAUAGACGAAUGUGAGCGUUGGGUUACCGAGAUAACAACCAUGGACAUCGCCCUUGAUAUGCUAGGAGACUCGAGUGUUCAUCAUCCUACUAUUGAUAGAAAUUGUCACACAUUCCCGCCACCGUGGAAUAAAUCUCGCUUGAGCCUUACGGCAGCUGACGACAGAGAAGCUUUUCAUCCCCUUUCCACCUUCCACGUCACGAUCCAUUUAGCUGGGCUCGAUGCUGAAGAAAGAGGCUGCAUGCAGGCCAAUGUCACCCCCGAGUUGAGCCCCCCAAUUAAAGCCGCACUGCGGUUUACUCCAUCGUGUAUCCUCAUUUUCGUUCUAUGUGUUGGCGUCGUUAGGUCAGUACGCGACAGUUCUGCCUCAACGGAAGAUGCUCCGCAACCAUUGCUCCCGGGAUUUGCCGACUGUUUGCAGUAUCUUCAAUUUAUCUUUCUCACAGGAGGUCUGAGCAUCUUCUAUCCUGGCUUCUAUCAACCAGCUGUGAGCCGCCUGGGAUGGACGUCACUCUUCGCGGAUGGUUUGAUCACGCACGGGUUCACUUACCACGGCAUUAACGAUGGAAUCUACGAAAUUAAUGGCACGUAUGGUGGUACGUUUGGAUUGGAGUUGAUGACGCAGAUCGUCGGCGCUCCGAUGACCAUGGACACUUGGUUAAAUAUGGUAAUCCUCAUCGUGUUUAUCGCAUUCGUUUCGGCAGUCUGUCUGGAGGUCUAUCGGCUAUUGAAACGACCUCCCAAUUCAGACACAGGUUUACGCCGUACGUUCGUGCGGACCCUACACAUCAUUCUUUCCUACUUCAUGUUGCCCCUAAUAGCACUUUCAUUCUAUCAAAUUGACUGUGUGUCUUAUCUUCCCGCCUAUCACAUCUCUCUCGCCUUUCUCCUCAUAGGUGCCAUUAUUAUGGCAUUUGCGUGGCUACUGUUACAAAUUCCGACGCGAAGUCUAGGCGUUUUAAUAUUCGACAAUCGGAACCGAUACCGACAAUUGCCAGCGUCAGAUACUUCUGGGAAAAAGCACAAGUCAUUCGUGGUAGCUCUCUUUGUGUUAGUCUUCAUCCGCGGUGUUGCUAUCGGGGGUCUCCAGAUCUCCGGCCUGGCACAACUAGCUGUCCUAGGAGCCUGUGAGCUUAUUCUGCUUGCCUGCAACGUACAGUUCCAGGCUUACAGCCUAUUCUCCAUCGGAACAGUAUCCGCUGUCGCUCGACUUACCAGCUUGGCCAAUAUGGUAGCGUUCGUGCCUGGAGUAGCAUCGGAUAACGCGCGAAGUGCUAUUGGCUAUAUAAACUUGUCUAUACACAUGUGUGUGUUGAUACUCGGCUUCUUUGCUCCAGCUGUUAUAGACCUGGGAAAGGCGUUGACUGAGUGGUGGAGCAAACCUACUCCUGAGGUCUACAGUCUGAACCAGCUUCGUCGGCGACAAGGUUUAAGAAUUAACUUGCCAGAUCGAGAAUCUACGCAAGAUCCAUCUGUUGAUGGUUCUGUUAGAGAUGAUAUAUCUAGAGAUGCAGGCGCUACACGACAAUCAAAACGGACCGUAACAAAUCACUCACCACACAGUUCCGCUUCGAUUUCAAGUCCAAACUAUUAUCGACCGCCGCGACACUCCCAAAUACCUUCAAUUGACUAUCCCGGCCAACAGAACGCAGUACGGUCAUCCUCAAUCAGUACUGAACCAUUUGUAGACGACAGUUCCACGGAACGGUCAGAGUCGUCGCUUGGGGCCAGCUCUUCUAACUCGAAUAGAUCCUCGUCGCCCUCAGAGGUAAACACCAGCAGCACCGACACCAGGUGCUUGCAUCCGCGAUGGACUGACUACUCCUUUCGCGAAUCAGACCUAUACUACGGGAUACCGAGGCCUGCGCCAACGGAAAGAAUCUCAAAUGAUACUUUACAGCCACCUACACCCAGGUCUUCACCGCGGUCCUUUUCUCCAGCAAACUUGUGGGGAAGGAUAUCGAGGGAGCCAACCGUAACGGAGAGGGGGUUUUCUGUUGUUCGGCCUAAUCGUCCACCCAACGCAUCUAUUCAAUCCGAUCAACAACCGUCGGGUUCUUGA